AUCGUUCCUUGNCGUUCAUCAUCUGGCUCCCCUGGACUCAUCGAGCGGAUAAGUAAUGCAUUUGGUAUUUUGGGAGUGGUGCGAUUUGUGGAAGGAUAUUACCUAAUAAUUGUGACUAAAGCAAACAUAAUAGCAAGCUUUGGAUAUCACUCCAUUUACAAGAUUGCUGAAGUUGCAAUGAUUUCUCUUGCGAUGGACGGUCUGUCAACUUCAACUGAAGAGCAGCGCUAUGUUAAACUAUUCCAGUCUGUUGAUCUUUCUACUGAUUUCUACUUCUCCUACACAUACGACUUGAGCCGAUCUCUUCAAGAAAACGCUCUAUCAAUGGAAUGGGAUAAAGAUGGAGAACGAGUUUUGAGUUCCGACAAAAAAUUUGUUUGGAACACCUUCCUAUUAGAGCCUUUGCGUAGCAACUUGGUUAGUGAGCAAUGGCUUCUGGAAAUCGUUCAUGGCUAUGUUGGGCAACAGUUGAUUAACCUGCCGUUCACGAAGCUUUCCUUGACAUUGAUCGGGAGGCGAUCUGCUGAAUACGCGGGCACGAGAUUCCUCAAGAGAGGGGCCAAUCAAAAGGGUAUACCACUUAACCUUACAUUAAAGGAAGUGUUGCGAAUGACGUCGAAACUGAACAAGUUCUUUGGGAUGUCUUGGGAAGAUUUUCUUCAUUUGUUCAUAUCGAUAUGUAUUUUCAGGUGGUCACAGGAUCCAGCCACAAGAGGUGUCGUAGGCAAGCCACUUAUUCUUGUCGAUAUUCAUGAACCUCACGCUCAAACUGCAGCAGCACAUUUUCGGUUGGUACGAGCUAAAUAUGGCAAUCCUGUUGUCGUGAUGAAUCUUGUCAAGAGAAAAGAGAAACGAAGACACGAGGGUCUACUGCAUGAUCAAUUUCUGAAAGCUAUCAACUAUCUCAACCAAUUCCUUCCGCCAUCUGAACAUAUAGCAUAUCUGAGUUUUGAUGUUGCUCGAUGUAACAAAACCUCCACUGUGUAUUCUAAUGUAUUGACCAAGUUGGAAGAGAUCGGCUUGAAAGCAGUACAGGCUCAUGGCUGGUUUCAGUCUUUUCCUAUGCCCUAUACCCGCAUGAGGCCUUCUGAGUCAGAAGUUGUUAUAAACUGUGAUGCUUUGAUGGUAGCCCAAACCUCCCGAAGCUUUUCCACACACCUUUUUAUAAUUGCCUCUUAUUCAGGACGAGUAGCAUUGGCUUGUCAACUUUAUGCUAUGGGAGUAGUAAAUUACCCUUCAUUGUCGUUACAGAGCGAUCUCUGCCGUGCAUUCGAAGACCUAUUCGACGAUCACGGUGACACAAUGGCUUGGCAAUAUGCUGGGAGUCAACUAGUCCAUUCAAUAAAAACAUACAAGAAGACUGCCGCACUUCAGGAACGAAGUAGGGAUGUGAUCCAGACGUUAUCACGCUACUAUAGUAACACCUUUGGUGAUUAUGAUAAACAAGCUGCAAUUAAUCUUUUCCUAGGAAUGUUUAGGCCUCAGAUUAGUAGCAAUCUUCCUCUGUGGGAUCUUGGCACGGACUACUACUUGCACUUUCCUACCCAUUUUAAGGUAGACGCAGAUUAUUGCGCUUGGAUGUACGACAAAAAGGAUCUCGACAAUGUAAAGAAGUUCAUUAUGAAAGGCAGUAAAGAACACCUGCAAGAUCAAGAAGCGAAAUCAGAAGAAGUCGCUGGAAAUGUUCCUAAUAACCGAUUGCUACUCUCUGGAUGUUCAGGUAAUGCUGGAAACAAUUCGGCCUCAUUACGGAUUUGCCUUCGAUUAUACUCGUCAGACGAUUUUCGUGAUUUCUACAGAACCUUCGAGUUGACUACUCUCGAAAAUCGAGUGAAACUAAUCGCUGAUGCUCGUGCCCUCAGUUUGUAUGGAAUCAACCAAGAAGGGUCCUCCAGUGGACAGUUCAUGAAGUUAUGGAAAAGCGAACCUAAAGAGAAGUCGAAAAAAAGUAGCCGUGAAUCUGAUGACGAAGAUGACGAUACUAUCGAAGAAGAGCAGACUGGUGAUGAAGUUAUGGAGUCAGAACCAGCUUGGAUUCGAUUAGUUAAUGGGAACAACAAUGACGAAAAACAACUCCGUCAUUCAAAGAGUUGCACGGAAGUCGAUAAUAUAUGUCAUGCAGAGCGUCCUGUGUUGGCCACUGGUUUGCAAUUUGCAAAGGAACUAUAUGGGUUGGGUCAUCUGGGUCCGUCACCUGAGAUGCGCAACUUUUACAGAAACUAUGUGAAUUCGGGCUGCUAUAAAUUCGAUGAAGAGGAUUGGAUCAAGUAUAAACCGACUUUACUGACCGAUUUAAAUAUUCCAACAGCUCAGGCUGCAAGUGAUAGACGUCCAACGUUGUUCCUCGUUGAUGAUGUUUUCAAGGUACGGGCUUUCGUUAAUGCUGAGUUUUUUAUCCUUCUUUUAACAAAGACCUGUUCAGAUUUCUGUUUUUUCUCAAAUUUAGUAUUUGAUGUUAGUAUAAUAAGGACCCUUGUGAUAUGA
Molecule: messenger RNA, 2484 nt
Organism: Haemonchus placei
Lineage: Eukaryota; Metazoa; Nematoda; Chromadorea; Rhabditida; Trichostrongylidae
Source: the annotation of a GenBank genome assembly